UCCAAAGAGAGAAGGAGCGAUCCAUGGAGAUAAGCAAGCAUCUUGCAAAAUUGAUGGAGGCCACCUUGCAUCCGCCUGCUCUCUUGCGCUCCCCCGAAGACGACGACGAUGCUGCUGCUGGUAUCCCCUGGGUCCUCCUCGACUUGGAGGCCUACGUCGCCGACCACCGCAACGACACAACUGCCUUUUCACAUACGGAGUCCGGUACGGAGAUCCAGGUCACCUUCUUCCUCGCCCGCCCGCCGCGCGUUUCCUACUUCUGCGUCUUCUGCCCUGGGAGGGAUCACACGGAGAUCCCCAUAGAGCCCAACAUCCUCGCCAUGGAGGAGAACCUCGUCCUCCUCCACAUCGUCGUCGGCCCUGAGGACAAGAUUUACAAAGACCGCGACCUCUUCAUCUACCAGGCCAACGGGGCCGACGACGGGGGGCCGUCGCUCGAGCGGCUCCAGCGCCCCCCCAGCCGCGACUACGACUUCGAUUACAGCAACGUUGGCCUCCUGCGCUGCAGAGACGGCGGCGGCUGUAGGUUCAUCCAGCGCCCCCACCGCAACAAAAAGGAUGAAUUCAUCAUCGCCGCACUCUGUGACCUGUACGGCGGCCCAGGCGUCGCCGCCCAUCUCCCUGAUGACAUGUUCAAGCCAGGAUCCGAGUCAGGCAGCACGCCGUUCGCUCUGUAUGUCUACAACUCCAAGCCCAAAGCUUGGACUGUCAGUGUGGUUUCACUGGACCAACAGCAACAGCAAAAGCAACCAGGAGACUGUUUUCUGCAUUUCAACAGCAAGGUGAUCUCCAUAGGAGGAGAAGCUGGCACCAUGGGGUUUGUCGACCUCUGGCGGGGCAUCCUCCUUUGUGAUGUGCUCAAUGGCGACCCCAACCUUCGUUACGUCCCGCUGCCAAAGCCGAUCCGGCCAGGCAAGGACCUCCGGGGUGAUGCGCGCCUCCAUCGGGACAUUGCUGUCAUCAAGGAUCACAUCAAUUACGUCGAGCUGCAGGUCAAAUGGAAGCCUGGCCUAGUCUCUAGGGAUGGUCGCUACAACAGUGAUGGCUGGAUGGCCAGGACAUUUAGCAGGCCAGUGGCUGCUGCUAACUCAGUGGCUGCAGCUAACUCGGUUGCUGAUGAUUGGCGCAUGGAAUGUGAGAUGAAGUCCUCCGAUGAGAUCGACGUCGACAGCAACCCGCAUUAUGAACUGCUGCCUAAGCCGCUGGACAAUGAAGGCCGGCCUCUGCCACCCUUUAAGAGCGUUGUCAUAUGCCAACCUACACUCAGCUUGAGCAACCAAGACGAUACCGUCCAUUUCAUGAACAAGGACGUCCCCGGGGACGACAAGGCGUGGGUGAUCGCCGUCAACAUGAACGAAAAGAAGCUAGUAGGAGCAGCUAAGUUUGCCGCAGAAAGGACUGAUGUUGUCACUUUUGCCUACGUCCACAGUAGGAUAUCUGAGUAUCUGACAGGAGCUUCAGGUACAAAGGGAAGCAACAAACGACAUGGGCCCAUGUUGGUGCGAUCCUCCAGCGAGAAGCAGCCAGAUUCGCAUGCCACCUCGAUUCGAAUGUUUGGACACCUGGAUGUGGAAAUGCCCGUCACAAGUGGAACCAGAUCCUCUGACGUUACCAUUUCUACGUCAGAGGGCAGUAGAUGCUGCCAGCGCCGUUCAUCUGGCAUCGAACGCACUCUGCCGCUGGGACGGCAGUGCGACGCCGAUCCCGUCCCACCAAUGGAGGUCGUGGGUGCGCUGGCCUCGCGCCGUGGCGCCGAUUCAGCACUGUGCAUGGCUAUGGACCCGACCGCCUCGUGCCCCUUGAGGAAGUCCGGCAUGACUAGCGGCUCGUGGAGACCGACGACGUCCGAGACGAUGCAGAGCAUGCGCCCGCCGGUCCCUGGGCCUCUUGCACGAGAUCGACAGCAGCAGCUUCAGAAGCCAGGCUUCAGACGCAGCAGCAGCCAACGCUGGGCUUCAGAAGUAGCUUCAUUGAAUGUUUUGGCUGAAUGUUGA
Messenger RNA from Phragmites australis (common reed), 1994 nucleotides. RefSeq lists its product as uncharacterized. Bases 24 to 1994 code for a protein of 656 amino acids. The transcript is spliced from 3 exons. The record is from RefSeq and is a predicted model, not a curated record. Lineage: Eukaryota; Viridiplantae; Streptophyta; Magnoliopsida; Poales; Poaceae.